Molecule: messenger RNA, 3662 nt
Organism: Gopherus flavomarginatus (Mexican gopher tortoise)
Lineage: Eukaryota; Metazoa; Chordata; Testudines; Testudinidae
Product: zinc finger protein 501-like
Exons: 4
Coding region: 335-1633 (432 amino acids)
Biological process (GO): regulation of transcription by RNA polymerase II
Cellular component (GO): nucleus
Molecular function (GO): DNA-binding transcription factor activity, RNA polymerase II-specific; RNA polymerase II cis-regulatory region sequence-specific DNA binding
Source: RefSeq, a predicted model, not a curated record
GCUGGGCUCCGGCCCGGCAGCAGGAAGUGACUCGCAGCCGCUGCGGUGACUCUGGCUCCCAGGCUCCUGGCGAGAUCCCCGAGCCCCGGCGGCUGGUGCUGGGAGCCCGGAGCCCUGGCUGCAGCCGGGAGAGGGGAAUCUCCAGCAGGGCCCUUCCCGCUGCUCCCCAGGAGCCUCUCCCAGGGCAGAGCCCCCAGCCCGGCCCGGCCCCUGCCCCGGGGGGCCCCGCUCGGAGGGAAGAUGCCGGUGACCUUCGAGGAGGUGGCUGUGUAUUUCACCCAGGGGCAGGGGGGCUCUGCUGGACCCCGCUCAGAGAGCCCUCUACAGGGACGUCAUGCAGGAGAACUAUGAGACGGUGACCUCGCUGGGAUUUCCCAUUCCCAAACCUGAGCUGAUUGCCCUGCUGGAACGAGGGGAAGAGCCAUGGGUCCCGGAUCUCCAGGCCUCUGAGAAAAAGGAGGUCAUGCAAGUCACCCACACAGACAGUGACUCCUGUCUGGAUUCUCUCUUAACAGGUGAUGAGACCCUGAGUGAGAACAAGGAGGUGAAUUGGCAGGUGGAACCAGAGAGGACCUUUUUGAGAGGAGCUGAAGGGAAUUUUUCCCAGUGCUUGGAACAGGGAGAAGCCUGGGGAAAUCGGAGUGGGUCAGAGAGGCAGCUGGGAAACCAGCCAAGGAAGAAGGUGGAUGAAUCCAUUCAAGGUGGGGGAGGAUGCACUGAUCCCAAGGAAACCACCACCGAGCAAACAAAUCCCAAGGACAAGAAACCCUACAAAUGCCUCGACUGUGGGAAAAGCUUCAGUGUAAGAACCAACCUUAUUACGCACUGGAAAAACCACACGGGAGAGAAGCCCUAUAAAUGCUUGGACUGUGGGAAAAGUUUCCGUCAGAGCUCACACCUUAUUACCCAUCAGAGACUGCACACUGGAGAGAGACCGUAUAAAUGCCUAGAGUGCGGGAAAAGUUUCAACGUGAGGUCGGCCCUUAUUGCGCAUCAGAGAACGCACACGGGAGAGAAACCCUAUAAGUGCCUGGACUGUGGGAAAAGCUUCAAUGUGAGAUCAGCUGUUAUUAGACAUCAGAGAAUCCACACAGGAGAGAAACCUUAUAAAUGCCUGGACUGUGGGAAAAGCUUCAGUCAGAGCUCCAGCCUCACUAAACAUCGGAGAACCCACACGGGUGAGCGACCCUAUAACUGCCUCAUGUGUGGGAAAAGUUUUAGCGACAGCUCGUCCCUUAUUAAACAUGGGAGAACCCACACGGGAGAGAGACCCUAUAAAUGCCUGGACUGUGGGAAAUGUUUCAAUCUGCGAUCAGCUCUUCUUGCACAUCAAAGAACCCACACGGGAGAGAAGCCCCAUAAAUGCCUGGACUGUGGGAAAAGCUUCAGUCAGAGCUCAAAUCUUGUUACGCAUCAGAGAACCCACACAGGGGAUAAACCCUAUAAAUGCCUCCACUGUGGGAAACGGUUUAACGUCAGUUCAGCCGUUAUUACGCAUCAGAGAAUCCACACGGGAGAGAAACCCUAUAAAUGCCUGGACUGUGGGAAAAGCUUCAGUCACAGCUCAAACCUCACUAAACAUCAGGGAAUUCAUGAGGGAGAGAGAGCCUAUAAGUGGGACAUGUUUCAAUAGGAAGUGAACCCUUAAUACUUAUCAGGAGACCACAGCGUGGGAGAGAGACCUCAGAAGUGUCCCUGUUGAGGGAAAAGUUACAUUGUUCUGCAUUAGACAAGCCACAAAAUAGAGAAACCCCAUAAAUGCUUGGACUGUGAGAAAAGCUUCAGUAACAGCUCAGGCCUUACUUAAUACUGGAGAACCCACAUGAGAGAGAAAAACCUUGAAUGUGGGGCAAGCUUCGCUUAGUAUCUGGCAGCAGCAGAUCUGUGCAGGGAAGAAACUGCUGAGAUGUCCUUAGCAAGGAAAAUGCUCCAAGUGGGAGAAAUUCUCUGAGUGCCCUGACUGGGGCCGGCCAUGGUGACAAACCCGUUUCCUUGUUCCCACACACAUCAGGGGCAUUUGGCUCCCAAGGAUCCAGCUGCCCAGUGCUGGGGUGAGGAUUCAGCAGCAGCCAAGCAGCAGCUGGUCAGGGACCCCCUGGCUCUGCCUGGUCUAAGCAAACCCCAGGCAGAGGAGGAGAAACCCCGAUCAGCCUCUCCUCCCUGCUGCAGCCCUGGCUGCUGAACUGAUGGAUCAAAGAGGGGAAGGGAAAGAGAGAAACUCCUCCAGCUGCUCCCUCUGCCUGGCUGAAGUUCCCCUCUCUCCCUUCCCCACCCAGCCGGGAUCCCCCUGCCAUGAAUAUGAGGAGAAGGACACUUGGGCCAGGCCCCACCUUCACUCUAGACCUGUCUCCACCCCACAUCUUUCACCAGCCCCUGGGCUGGGCUCCCCCACUGACCUGGAGCUGUUCCCUGCAGUGCGAGUGUCCCUGGGGGCUAGUAACUCCUCCCCUCCCCAAAUCCCCCAGGGGGCUGGGCUGUGGGGGAUCAGCCAUUAAGGGACCAAGCCGAAGGGUUCUGGGGAGGACACUGGAGAUUGAAUGGUUGGGGCUGGUGAAGCGGGGGGAGCUGGGUGCUGGGGUAUCGAGUGUUUGGGGAUCAUGGGAUAAGAGGCGAGGGAGAGCACAGGGGUAGAGAGGUGCUGCCUCAUCACUCACCCCCUCUGCCCCUUCUCCCUGCCCCUGCUGCAUUCAGACAGCACCACCAAGAGGGACUGAUUUCAACAGGGCCUUUCAUGGGAGGCCUGGAGAUCCCACCACUGCCUCAGCAGCAUCAGCCUCCGAGCGUCCAUCUGUGGUAGGAAACGUGGUCAGGAUCAGCCACCUCAUCUCCUCUGACCCUCCCCCGCCAUCCUAUCCUAGACUGAGCCUGAGCAUCUAAUUCAUUCGGAUCCCACCCUUAGCAGAGAGACUGUUCGAGUCACUGAUGGUAGGGGUAGGUUCUCUCACUGGGGAUAGGUUCUCUCACUCCCAGCCAGUCUCACCUCAAUCCAGGCUGUGCCGGGAAACAUUUCUUUUUGUACAUUUUCUCUCUUACAGAUGAGAGUUAAAUGGAUUCUAGAAGAGUUGGAGCAAGGGUAGUAAAAGGUGGUGUUUUAGGUUCUGUGCUAUUUGAGAGCGAUGGGGUGAGUCCGAGGGAUUCCCUCCUUCCCCCGUCACUGUCAUGCUCCAUCCUUGAUGCAGCAGCCUCUGUCCGAGCCUUGGAGAAUUUUAUCCUGUCCCCGUUCUACUCCACCCCACAAAGUGUCGCUUAUCACAGUGUCCCUGGCUGUCCAUGUGUAGGAAUCACACUUUGAUCCUAAGUCAGACUCCUGGAGGUGAAAGUGUCACUGACCUGGGCUGGGGUUGGGGGAGGAUUCAGAUGAACCCCAAUGCACAAGCUGAGGUUUCUGAGCUUAAAUUCCAUCUAUCGGUAAAGUGGCUUCUGGGCUUUUCACAGCCAAGUACAGAUCAUUUGUCGAGGGGAAGGUUUUGGUUUUAUUUUAUUUUGUUCUGUUUCAUUGUGAGGAUGCUAGAAUUCUGUAACUAACACAACUGAAUAGCGAGGAGGUGCUGAGUGAAGCAGAGUUAGUCAGCUCAGAAGGAAAUGAGUCCGUUUGUUCUCCUGAUUGUGAAUCUGAAGAGUCUCUGGGAUAUCACUUUCUGAAUGUAAAAGUGUUUCGUAGC